Messenger RNA from Toxotes jaculatrix (banded archerfish), 2605 nucleotides. It is a transcript of the gene nedd1, whose product is annotated as NEDD1 gamma-tubulin ring complex targeting factor. The record is from RefSeq and is a predicted model, not a curated record. The transcript has 16 exons. Gene Ontology annotation, molecular function: gamma-tubulin binding. Gene Ontology annotation, biological process: microtubule nucleation; mitotic cell cycle. Bases 80 to 2065 code for a protein of 661 amino acids. Lineage: Eukaryota; Metazoa; Chordata; Actinopteri; Toxotidae. Gene Ontology annotation, cellular component: spindle pole; centriole; ciliary basal body.
UGGCGGUUUCUCUGUUGCAGGCGGACCAAAACAAAACAUCUUCCACAACUUUAACUGAUUUAACUUUCAGGGUGUUGCCAUGGAGGAGGUGACCCGCCUGGUGUCAACAGGAGACUGUGUGAAGAUCUGGGAUGCGGUUUCCAUGGCACCAGUGGAGCAGUUUAACCCACACAGCAUCAGCCAUCCUGUCGCACAAGCCUGCUGGAGCUCCAACAACCAUUACCUGGUCAGUGCCAGCACCAGCGGAGAUAAACUGGUGGUUUCCAGCCUGAAGUCGACUCCAGUUCCAGUGGUGGAACUGGCCGAGGGGAAAAAGCAGACUCGUGUGUGUCUGAGUUCAUCGUCUCAAUUUCUGGUUAGUGGAGGUCUGGAUCACUGCAUUCAUAUUUGGGACCUGAAGACCAAGAGACUUCACCGGUCCCUCAAGGACCAUAAAGAAGAGGUGACCUGUGUGACCUUCAAUGCCAAUGACAGCUGCAUUGCCUCCGGUUCCACCAGUGGAGAUCUGGUCCUCCACAGUCUGACCACCAACGUGUCCAGCAAAGCCUUUGGCCAUGGCAGCAACCAGCCCAUCCAUGACCUGAGGCUGUCCAUGCUGAAGCGCUCCCUGCUGGGCAGUGUGUCGGACAGUGGCACUGUGGUCCUGUGGGACUCCAACACCCAGAAGGAGCUCUAUGUUUUUGACAGCGCCCAUAAGGCCCCGGGCUCCGGCCUGGCCUUCUCCCCUGCCAGCGAGCUGCUGGUGGUCAGUGUCGGUCUGGACAAGAAGAUUGUCUGCUACGACACUGCCAGCAAGAUUGUCCUGAGGUCGAUCCGGGUGGACAGUCCUCUGACCUCGGUGGACUUCACUCUGGACGGUACUGGCCUGGUGGUCGGAUCCACUCAAGGGAAGAUCUACCAGUACGACCUUAGGAACUCCAGCGCACCCACCAGGAUCACUGUGGCCCAUAAAACCUCUGUCACCUGCCUUCGCUUCCAGAGCAACACCAGCAGGCACAAGUCCAGUAAACUGGGCUCCACCAAGGUCGCCAGUACUAAAAGAUCCUCAACCAAAGUGUCCAGCAGCCAACCGGACCCUGCCCCUAGCCCAUGCCCCGCCCCCCACAGACAGGUGAUGGGUACAGGGGGCGCUGCUGCAGAGGUGAUGUCCCGGGAGGCUGAGGGUCAACAAGGGACAGAGCAGCCUCCUGCUGUGGAGAAGUUCAGCAGCGUUGGACGAAACAGUCUGGACGUCUUCUCUCCUGCACGAGAGGACUCCAGGACACGGGGGCCAACUGGAGACACACCGUUAGGACGAACAGUUACCAGUUUGGAGAUGUUAUCCAGAGAAGGGGAGGGUCAGCAGGUCAUUGGUCGGGCCAGUCUGGACAUCUUCUCCCCAGUCAGAGAAGACUCUCAUUCAGGUGCCAACUCUCAUCGUAAGACCCCCCUGGGAACGCCCCUGGUCGCCUCUGCAGGUCGAUGCUACAGUCCGCUGUCCAGCUUCCAGACACCCCCGCCAAUCAAAGAAGAAGAGCCAAUCACUGCUGCAGCUGCUGAGCCAUGUGACUCCAGGAAGUCUGACAAGACCAGCAGCUCCAGCCUUGAGGUGGAGGGUCAGACCACACCCACAUCAUCCCAGCAGACCAAUCACAGCCUGCCAGCCCCGCCCUUCUUCACUCCAGAGCCCAGCCUCCGGAGAGCCAGCGGCAUUCAAGCUCAGCUGAGCUACGACUCACCUGUCCACGGAGCUCCACCCACUGCAGCAGCAGGUCCAGCCCUGUCGGCGGCUGUGUCCUCCUCCCUCUCCCAGAACAUCGCAGAGGUGGUUGGUCAGGGAGGAGCUGCUCCACUUACCUCCCUACAGAUCCACUUCAUCCAGAACAUGAUCCAUGAAACCCUGGAGGACUUCAGGGACGCCUGUCACAGAGACAUCGUCAACCUUCAGGUCGAGAUGGUCCGACAGUUCUACAUCCAGCUGAAUGAGAUCCACAGUCUGAUAGAGAAAUACUCUGUGAACGAGUCUCUGGUGGAGGAGAUCGAGAAGCUGAGAGAGGAGAACCGCAGACUGAAGACCAACUACUGACCUUCUCACAGGCAACACCCAGACUGUCCCUCCCUCAACAAGGUUCUGUUCAAGGUUCAGUUAGAGAUGGUUAAAGGUGAGUGGGGAAGGAUGUGGUCUGGAUCCUAUCUGCUAAACGCAACAAAAAAAAGUGUCUCAUCUCAGGGAGGGAAAGCGGUGAAUCCAAAAAACCCCCGGCCUUUCUGCUGCCUGUGGACGAUAGAGGACGGACAGAGUCAGACAACUGUGACUGAAACACUGGCAGUGCCUCCUGAUGCUGAGGACGAUGGAGACAGAGUUUUGAUGAAUCCUUGAACUGAACUGAUGUGUGAUGAAACGUGAGGAUGAAUCUUUAAAUAAAGCUUUUGGUUUUGUAAUUUAAGUAUAAAUGCAUCAUUUCACAGCCUAUAAAACCGAAAACAGUCUGAGGUUUAGCGCUUUACGUCUUUAGAUGGACACUUGUUCAUGUUAGUAGUCGGCUCAUGUGUGUCUCCUGUACCAUGCUUUUAUUCAGAAGAAUCAUUUUGUGUAAAGAAUAAAAAAGAUUAAUAUUAAAAAUGA